AUGGAGAAAAGUGGGAACAUACAACUGGAGAUCCCUGACUUCAGCAACUCUGUCCUGAGCCAUCUGAACCAGCUGCGCAUGCAGGGCCGUCUCUGUGACAUCGUGGUCAACGUGCAAGGACAAGCUUUUCGGGCUCACAAAGUGGUCCUGGCUGCCAGCUCCCCCUACUUCCGGGAUCAUAUGUCCUUGAAUGAGAUGAGUACUGUCUCCAUUUCAGUCAUCAAGAACCCUUCUGUUUUUGAACAGCUCCUUUCUUUCUGUUACACGGGGCGGAUAUGCCUGCAACUGGCAGAUAUCAUCAGCUACCUGACCGCUGCCAGUUUUCUGCAGAUGCAGCACAUUAUAGACAAAUGUACCCAGAUCCUGGAGGGCAUUCAUUUCAAAAUUAACGUGGCUGAGGUUGAAGCCGAAUUAAGUCAAACGAGGACCAAGCAUGCAGAGGGACCUCCGGAGUCUCACAGAGUUACACCAAAUCUAAACCGCUCCCUCAGCCCCCGACAUAAUACCCCCAAGGGAAACCGGCGAGGUCAGGUGAGUGCUGUCCUGGAUAUCCGGGAGCUCAGUCCUCCCGAGGAGUCCACCAGCCCGCAGAUAAUUGAACAGAGUUCUGAUGUAGAGAGCCGGGAACCCAUUCUUCGGAUCAACCGAGCAGGACAGUGGUACGUGGAGACAGGGGUAGCAGACCGAGGAGCCCGGAGUGACGAUGAAGUUAGAGUCCUGGGAGCGGUACACAUCAAAACGGAAAAUCUAGAGGAGUGGCUUGGGCCUGAGAAUCAGCCUUCCGGAGAAGAUGGGAGUAGUGCAGAGGAAGUCACGGCCAUGGUGAUUGACACCACAGGCCAUGGUUCUGUAGGACAGGAAAAUUAUACUUUAGGAUCUUCAGGAGCCAAGGUGGCUAGGCCAACAAGCAGUGAGAUUGACAGAUUUAGCCCCUCCGGCAGUGUUGUUCCCUUGACGGAGAGACACAGAGCCAGAAGUGAGUCUCCUGGGAGAAUGGAUGAACCUAAGCAACCUACUUCCCAGGUAGAAGAGUCAGCAAUGAUGGGAGUAAGUGGCUAUGUGGAGUAUCUCCGAGAGCAGGAAGUAUCUGAGCGGUGGUUCCGGUACAACCCCCGUCUCACCUGCAUCUACUGUGCCAAAUCUUUCAACCAGAAGGGGAGCCUGGACCGCCAUAUGCGCCUGCACAUGGGGAUCACACCGUUCGUCUGCCGCAUGUGUGGCAAGAAAUAUACCCGGAAAGAUCAGCUGGAAUACCACAUUCGCAAACACACAGGCAACAAGCCUUUUCACUGUCAUGUUUGUGGAAAAAGUUUCCCCUUUCAGGCCAUCUUGAAUCAGCACUUUCGCAAAAACCACCCUGGCUGUAUACCCCUGGAGGGGCCUCAUAGCAUCUCCCCUGAAACAACUGUCACAUCUCGGGGACAAGCCGAGGAAGAAUCACCUUCACAAGAAGAGACAGUUGCUUCUGGGGAAACUGCCCAGGGCUCUGUGUCCACUACUGGACCAGACUGA
Budorcas taxicolor (takin) is the source of this 1512-nucleotide messenger RNA. RefSeq names its product zinc finger and BTB domain containing 37 (gene ZBTB37). The coding region runs from base 1 to 1512 and encodes 503 amino acids. The transcript has 3 exons. The record is from RefSeq and is a predicted model, not a curated record. NCBI's taxonomy places the organism in Eukaryota, Metazoa, Chordata, Mammalia, Artiodactyla, Bovidae. Gene Ontology annotation, molecular function: RNA polymerase II cis-regulatory region sequence-specific DNA binding; DNA-binding transcription factor activity, RNA polymerase II-specific; protein binding. Gene Ontology annotation, biological process: regulation of transcription by RNA polymerase II.